AUGGAAGAAUUAAUUCGAUCAGUUAUACAAUUUGAUGGUGCUCUAAAUCAAGAUGUUAUUCAAUGGCUAGAAUAUAUUGAAGAAGUAUUUGAUCGAGUACAAUUACAAACAUCAAAUAAAUAUAUUGCUAUACAAUACUUUUUAACUAAUAGUGCUGCUACGUGGUUUAAAUAUAAGAAAUCAAAUAUUCCUGAUUGGUUUACAUUUAAACGUGAACUUAUUGAAGCUUUUCAAUCGUCGUCCUCCUUUUCCUCAUCACAUCUUCUUGAUCGACAUCAAUUAAUAAUUAAAGAAGAACCACAAAAACUUGAACAAGAAAAAGAUAUAUUACCUGUUCCUGCAUCGACUUCAACAAUAUCCAACAAGAAAAAUGAUAGUGAAAAUUAUCAAUUAGAUUUACUUCAUGAUGGUUCGAUUAAAUCAUUAGAAAAUUUAGAAGUUGAUAAUUUAGAAGAUAAAUGUUUACGUGAACAUGAACAAGGUUAUUACUCAUCUAUAUUAGUUAAUACUAAUUAUUUUGAUCUGGAUAUUCAACAUCAAGAUGCAGAUGCAGCAGAUAGUUGCGAUACACAACAACAAGGUGCAAAUGUAGCAGAUGUUUGUGAUCAAUUAGAACAACAAGGUGAAUCUGUUAUUAAUUCUGAUUCUGUUCAAACUGAUAUUGAAGAUACUUUUGAAGAUUUUACUCGACCUAUGGAUAGUUUAACAGGUAAUGAUUCAUUAAUUAAUAUUGUUUUACCACAUGAUGUUCAAUAUUUAUGGUCUGAUAAAUAUAAACCACGUCCACCUCGAAUUCUUAAUAAAGCUCCUGCUGUUUAUAAUUGGAACCGAUAUAAUAAGCUACAUUGCAAUAAAGAUGACUCACCACCACCAACUAUUCAAGAGAAUCAAUUUAAUACUGUUAGUAAAGAAUGGAAUUACACAUAUAACCAUGGACUUCGAUUUUAUUUUUAUAAUGAAAUGAUUCAAUUAAGAUUUUCUUUCCGUAAAUGGAAAUAUCGUCUCUCAACUUUAUUUUGUUUUCGUAAAUGGAAAUAUCGUCGAGUAACUUUUUCUGUUUGUUUUUAUUGUGUGUCGUUUAAAACUGUUCUACCUUAUGUUAUUUUUUCAUUUUUGCUGUUUCUUCUUUGAUGAACUUAUACUUUUAUGUUACUCAAACUAUAUCUCAGGAUAUACAUAAAAAAAAAAAAAAAGAAACAACAGAGUUACUAUUGUUCAUCUUCAUCUAUUUUUUCACAAGUACUGUACUCUAUUUUUCUAUUCUCAGUGAUGAUGCUGUUACACCUCGUGUUUCUUUUAUUUGUUUUAUUUUCUAUCUCUUUAUUUGUUAUUAUCUCUUCGUGAACAGAUAAACCCGUUCACUGGUAAGGGCGGAGGUGUUAGGUAGUGGCGCUAUCUUUUGUCCACUACCUCCUUUUUCUUCUCUUUCUCCUAUGUUCUAUUGAUUGGUCAUCUGUGUGAUCCAUAAGAAUAGAUAGAUGACCGAAUAGUUAGUUAGUUAGUGUGUUUGUUUUUCCCGAGUGGAAAAGAAUAAAACGUGAACCAGGAGUGUGUUGAUCGACACUUCCUAACAAUAAAGAUGUUAAAACAAUGUUUAGUUUAUCAUUGGACUCCAUAAGGACACAAAAAGAAUAAAAAUAAAUUAUAGUGAUUUCCUCAUCCUAAAAAACAAACAACAACAAGAAAAUGAAUUCAAUAAAAAGAUUUUAGUAUGGUUUCUAAUAGUGCACAUUCUAAAAUAAUGAUGUUAACUAAGAGUAUAAUCAAUUUUGGAGCAUUGUUCAGACUCUAUACAAUUAUAUAUACUUUUUGUUUGUUCAACUUUAUAUAGUUGACAAAAUAAAAAAAUCCAA
Rotaria sordida is the source of this 1853-nucleotide messenger RNA. NCBI's taxonomy places the organism in Eukaryota, Metazoa, Rotifera, Eurotatoria, Philodinida, Philodinidae. The record is from the annotation of a GenBank genome assembly.